Molecule: messenger RNA, 2577 nt
Organism: Orcinus orca (killer whale)
Lineage: Eukaryota; Metazoa; Chordata; Mammalia; Artiodactyla; Delphinidae
Gene: THRA
Product: thyroid hormone receptor alpha
Exons: 9
Coding region: 501-1733 (410 amino acids)
Biological process (GO): positive regulation of transcription by RNA polymerase II; retinoic acid receptor signaling pathway; thyroid hormone receptor signaling pathway
Molecular function (GO): nuclear receptor activity; zinc ion binding; RNA polymerase II cis-regulatory region sequence-specific DNA binding
Source: RefSeq, a predicted model, not a curated record
GAGGAGCUAAGAGCGGCCGCCGCCUCUGCCGGAGGAGCCGCGGGGCCGCCACACUCGCCCCCCGCCCCCCCGCGCUCACUCGCACUCACACCCGGGCGCAGGAGGCGGGCGGCCCGGGCCCCACCGGCCCCCCAUGGACGCCCCCGGCACGGGGCGCUGAGACCCCCGCGUCGCUGCCCAGCCCGGUCCAGCGCGCCACGCCGAGGGACCUCCGGACAGGACAAGAUUCCGAAGCUACUCCCCCAGCCCAGGACCCCCCCACAGACCCGGCUUCCCCCACAACCCCACUAUCUGCCACUCCCUGGCCCCUCUCACCGCCCGCCCCCCUUGGGGCGCAGGGCAUGGUGUGAAAGGCCAAGUGCUGAGGCAGGCACCAUGGGUGCUGGGCCCUAGGGCCUGGGUGGCGGGGGGUGGGCGGCCUGUGGGCGUGCCGGGGGGGCCAGUGUGCCCACCCCAGUCUCUUGGCGUGCUGGAGGGCAUCCUGGAUGGAAUUAAAGUGAAUGGAACAGAAGCCAAGCAAGGUGGAGUGUGGGUCAGACCCAGAGGAGAACAGUGCCAGGUCACCAGAUGGAAAGCGAAAAAGAAAGAACGGCCAAUGUUCCCUGAAAACCAGCAUGUCAGGGUAUAUCCCUAGUUACCUGGACAAAGACGAGCAGUGUGUCGUGUGUGGGGACAAGGCAACCGGUUAUCACUACCGCUGCAUCACUUGUGAGGGCUGCAAGGGCUUCUUUCGCCGCACAAUCCAGAAGAACCUCCACCCCACCUACUCGUGCAAAUAUGACAGCUGUUGUGUCAUUGACAAGAUCACCCGCAAUCAGUGCCAGCUGUGCCGCUUCAAGAAGUGCAUCGCUGUGGGCAUGGCCAUGGACUUGGUUCUAGAUGAUUCGAAGCGGGUGGCCAAACGCAAGCUGAUUGAGCAGAACCGGGAGCGGCGACGGAAGGAGGAGAUGAUCCGAUCACUGCAGCAGCGACCAGAGCCCACUCCCGAAGAGUGGGACCUGAUCCACGUUGCCACGGAGGCCCAUCGCAGCACAAAUGCCCAGGGCAGCCAUUGGAAACAGAGGCGGAAAUUCCUGCCGGAUGACAUUGGCCAGUCACCCAUCGUCUCCAUGCCGGACGGAGACAAGGUAGACCUUGAGGCCUUCAGCGAGUUUACCAAGAUCAUCACCCCGGCCAUCACCCGCGUGGUGGACUUUGCCAAAAAACUGCCCAUGUUCUCUGAGCUGCCUUGCGAAGACCAGAUCAUCCUCCUGAAGGGGUGCUGCAUGGAGAUCAUGUCCCUGCGGGCGGCUGUCCGCUAUGACCCCGAGAGCGACACCCUGACACUGAGCGGGGAGAUGGCUGUCAAGCGGGAGCAGCUCAAGAAUGGCGGCCUGGGUGUCGUCUCCGAUGCCAUCUUUGAACUGGGCAAGUCACUCUCUGCCUUUAACUUGGAUGACACGGAAGUGGCUCUGCUGCAGGCUGUGCUGCUAAUGUCAACAGACCGCUCGGGCCUGCUGUGUGUGGACAAGAUCGAGAAGAGUCAGGAGGCGUACCUGCUGGCGUUCGAGCACUACGUCAACCACCGCAAACACAACAUUCCGCAUUUCUGGCCCAAGCUGCUGAUGAAGGUGACUGACCUCCGCAUGAUCGGGGCCUGCCACGCCAGCCGCUUCCUCCACAUGAAAGUCGAGUGCCCCACCGAACUCUUCCCCCCACUCUUCCUCGAGGUCUUUGAGGAUCAGGAAGUCUAAAGCCUCAGGCGGCCAGAGGGUGUGCGGAGCUGGUGGGGAGGAGCCUGGAGAGAAGGGGCAGAGCUGGGGGCUGAGGGAGACCCCCACACCUCUUCUCUCCUCCCUCUCGUCCUCGGAUAGAUUCAGCUCCCCACACACACACACACACACCCCGCAUUGCCCCGUCCCUCCUCAGAACCUCCAGCCCUGGGGCAGGGCAAACAAAUGAACUUGCUAUGAAAAGGACAGUGUGGGAGGUGGGGGGGGGGGGGGUCAGGGGGCGGGGGGGACCGUGUCCUGCAGUUCCCAGGACCCCGUCCUCCGAGAAGGUAGGAGAAGGGAGGGAGAGCUAAGAGGGGACAAGCCAUCUUGACCGUAGGGGAUGGAGGGAUGGGGGAAGAUGCCCUCAACUCACCCCCUGCACACAUGCAAGAGAGAGCCCCCCCCGCCCAGUCUCUUGGCCUAGGUUCCCCCUCCAGGCUAAGGGCCUCUCUGCUUCCCCAGAUGCCUGGGUGCAAAGAAAGGCUUGGCUUGGCCCCUCCCCUGGAGGUUAAAAAUUACAGUCAUUCUAACUGCACUUUGGAAACCAGGCACGGAGACAAGAUAAAUGAAGAAGUACUAGACAGAAGAAAAAAAGAGAAAAAAGAGAGAGCGAGCGAUUGCUAGAGAGAUGAUAUUAAGUUAUUAACUGAGGCUGGCCAGAGGGGAGGACCCCCCCACCCCCAAGCACUUUGAGAGCUGCCCCUCCUCCCCCCACAUCAGAGAGAACUGCCCCCCGCACCAGGUCCCCAGGGGUAGGGCUGCCGAUCAGAGCUGUGAGUUAAUACAACAGGGUCCUGGCCACCCCCCCUUGCCUUGCCCCUCC